Phytophthora nicotianae INRA-310 is the source of this 387-nucleotide messenger RNA. RefSeq lists its product as hypothetical. Bases 1 to 387 code for a protein of 128 amino acids. The transcript has 2 exons. The record is from RefSeq and is a predicted model, not a curated record. NCBI's taxonomy places the organism in Eukaryota, Oomycota, Peronosporomycetes, Peronosporales, Peronosporaceae.
AUGGGCCAUGUAGACGGCCUGUCGAGGUUAUACCAUCGGCCGGACGACGGCGUAAUGGGUGCAAUUCGGAUGGCAGACCUGCUCAAUGGAGACGAGGGAGAAGGAGUCGAUCCUGGAACGCCGAGUCCGGAAGAGAUCCAAACGAUGGAAGGGACUCCGGAUCCCGGAGGAACGAGCGUUGAGAACGCCGAAGAGAGUGUUGUCCCUGUCAGGGAGCGUCUCGAAACCGCCGGUCCUGAGAAUGGAACGCCAAGGGAUGGGUCACUGGAGCCGGACGAGCCUCUCACACAAGCGGAACAGGAAGAGGACCUCCAGAGUGGAACUCCUUUGAUGCACCCGUCUCCUGUGGACGUAUUUGGACUGGAUUGCGAUAACGUUGGCGCUUGA